Hordeum vulgare subsp. vulgare (domesticated barley) is the source of this 2214-nucleotide messenger RNA. RefSeq lists its product as uncharacterized. The record is from RefSeq and is a predicted model, not a curated record. Bases 316 to 1875 code for a protein of 519 amino acids. The transcript is spliced from 4 exons. Lineage: Eukaryota; Viridiplantae; Streptophyta; Magnoliopsida; Poales; Poaceae.
CAUUUGUUCUUGGUAUUAUAGGACUUCUGUUAACUAGCUUUAGUUUGGGGGUGCGCAAUCGGGUGAGACUAUUGUCGGAGCAAAUUAGGAAUAAAAUAUUCAUGGGCUGGUUGGUCAUAAAAUGCAAUCAACCUUCAAGUUGGGGAAAGAGAACUCGGGGUAGUCUCCGGAAGGAUCCUAAUUCAGAUCAAGCUUGGUAUCUAAGAGAAGUCUUUGGAAGCAGCGAGGUGAAAGGUGAAUCUGAUGAGCGUUGAUCUGUUCUUCUAGGGGUACCAUCCCUGAUUUCGCAAAGGAGAGGAAGACACUGGCCUGGUCAUGGCAUCAUCUUUUCGUCAGCCAAAUCGUGUUCAGUUUUUGUGCAAGGGCCACAAGAUUCUGAAUGUACUAUUCGGCAUCUUAAUCGGUUCGUUAGCAGUCUUGCGGCGGUAUACAACAAGAGCGGAUUUCAACAGUAGCGCAAUUCUGAUGUGUCUUGUUGAUUUCAGUAUGCAUGUAUUGGUCUGCGUGCUGCCCCAAUCCAUUAUUAGCAUAUAUUGUUUUCUCCGAAAAGGAAGAUGUGCUGAUCUUGAGGCCUACAUCUUGACUGGCGCCAUGGUCCUGGAUGAUUAUGUGGCCUUACUUAUGAUCAACAUAGAGUAUAUCAGAAUUGUGAUGAUCCCAGGUAUGAUCAUUGUAUUCAUUGGUACACUUGCCUGGAAAUUGAGGAAAAGUCGAAUUGUUGAGGUCGGUAGCAGCAAAAUGGAUCACGACAGAGCGAACACAGUGACAACUGAGAAGCAGAACAACAAGGAAGAGAUCUUUUAUGUGGAGAAUACAAAUAGCAGUGACAAGUUGGAGCUCUUUGAAUUUGUCAGUUACAUUUUGCAGCUAUCAUUGGUAACAUGGACUCAAUACAAGGGACAGCAUGGCUCUACACCAGUUCUGUCCGAUUUUCUUCUGUUCUUGUGUUCAGCGCUUGGUGCCCUUGGAACAAUGCUAGCAUCACCGCUGGCUGGAGUUAAUUCUCGUGCAGUAUCAGCAGAGGUGUUACCAGUGCUACACAAAACCUGUAUAAUUGUGCUGUUUAUAGCAGUUCACACACUGGCUGCGGAAUGGCUAGGCGAUGACAUGAUCUAUGUUUGCUUACCAGAGCUUAUUACAGUGUUGGUGUGGUUCAUGGUUUGGUUUGGCGAGUCGACAAGGGUCAGCACUUUCACGUUGUACGAAUAUCAAAUCGCCAUUUUCAACUCAGUUGUGGGUACGCUGUGUCCGCUUAUGUACUGGAAGAAUUUGCGAAUUUCUUUGAUCAUGUGGUCCUUUCGGAUUUCUAUCUCUUCGGCAUCAUUUUCUGAGUUUCAUGCUUGGUUGCUGCAUGGUUGGCCUGGAAGCUCAUCAGAGUCGAAGAAACUAAUCUCUCUGCUCGAUGUUUGUGCAAGUGCUUGCUAUGGUGCAGCAGUCACGUUGUGUGUCUAUACGAUAGUCGUAACGAAUCCAUGGAUUCUGUACAACGAAAUAUCUUCCUCGGAAGAUGCAACAAGUCUGUACGAGGUAAUAUCUUCCUUCCAAGAUGAAGCCGUCGCUGCAGUCAUGAUCAUCAUUUCUGCGCUCACAGUAAUUAUAUGGUCUGUGUGCUGCCGCACGAAAAAACACACAGAAAUCCGUAUAGCAGUCAAGAGAACUCUGGAGUUAGAACUGCAUAGAAAUCCGGAGGAUGAAUCAAAAGAGAUUCUCGAUCAAAAAAUGCCAGAGCACUCGGGAAUAACAAUUGCUAAAAGGUCUCAAAGACAAAGGUCGGAGAGAGAUUAUGGAACUGGGGGCAGCAAGAUCGCAACAGUAAGCCAGCGCAGAAAGAGCAGCUCUCCUGUUAGGAGAUACAGGAACAUGAUCCAAUUUUGAUGAUGACACUGUGAUCAGAGAAGAAAAAUACAAGCACGAGGAAGACGCAUGAGCCUAUCUGCGGGAAUGGCUUGAUAACUCGUCUGGCACCUUGAUAACUUGUGCACUCUGGGGAAGAACUUUGUUUCAUUUUGUUUUAUAGGGGAGAAAAAAAUUAGUAAUAUCCAUUUACUUUGUUUGUCCUUAUCUCUCUAUUAGGGGUGUAUGUGGCAGCUUGAUGCCCCCCUUUCAUGUCUACUAGGGGGUGUAAGAACAUCUAAGGGCAGGCUUUCUGUUUCUAUGUUGCACCUUGACGCUUUUUCGUUUUCUUGUUUAUACUGUAACCCAAUCCAAUUUGUA